CGACAGCGGGCGGGCGGGAGGAAGGAGAGAGGAAAAGGAAGCGGAUCUGGGAGCGGAGGGCUCCGCGUGUCGCUCCCGCACCGCUUCCGGCGCAAUGGGCGUCCAGGGUCUGACGGGCUUCGUGGAGGAGCGCGGCGUGUUCUUCACCGAGCUGCGGGUGCGGGACACCAAGCUGGUCAUCGACGGCAGCAGCCUCUAUCACCGCCUCUGCUUCGCCCCCGCCGCCGACUUCCGACGCGGCGGCGACUACGGCGCCUUCGCCGCGGCCGUGCGCGACUUCUUCGGCAUCCUGCGGUCCUGCCGCGUCGCCCCGUUCGUGGUGCUGGACGGCGGGCGCGGCGCCGAGGACAGGAAGCUGCCCACGCUGCGGGGCCGCGCCGCCGAGCAGCUGCGGGCGGCGCACGGGCUGUCCCGCGGGGCCGGCGGCUGCCUGGCGCCGCUGCUGACCCGCGAAGCCUUCGUGCAGGCGCUGGGCCGGCUCGGCGUGCCCUUCGUGCAGUGCUUCGCCGAGGCCGACCGGGAGAUCGCCGCGCUGGCCAACAGCUGGGGCUGCCCCGUCCUCUCCCUCGACAGCGACUUCUGCGUCUUCGACCUGGCAGGCGGGUACUGCCCGCUGUCCCACUUCCAGUGGGAGAGCGUGUGCGCCGGGGAGGGGCCGCAGGGAUGCUACGUGCCCGCCCGCUGCUACUCCGUGGACCGAUUCUGCAGGCACUUCGGCCGCCUGAACAAGAGCCUGCUCCCGCUCUUCGCCGUCAUGAACGGGAACGACUACAUGGACCUGGCAGCUCUGGAGGCGUUCUACAGCAAGGUUCGCCUGCCGAGGGGCUGCGCGGCGGGGAAGGGCGGGAAGCACCUCCGCCUCCAGGGGCUCCUGAACUGGCUGUCGCAGUUUGCAGAGCCCACCGAGGCCGUCGAGAAUGUGCUGAAACACCUUAAGAAACACCAGAGGGAAGAAAUAAGGGAGCUUCUGUGCACUUCAAUGGAGGAUUACACUCCGUCUGAUGUGAAUCUUGAAGACUUCUUUCAGAAUGGAAGGUAUGAAUGCGAGGCUGCCAGGAAAGCAGACGUACCACAGUGGGUACUUGAUGCUUUGGCAAAAGGUAAGCUGGCCCCAUUCGUCAUCAAUGCCCUGAUACUAAGAAGUACCUUCCUCCGCGUUCAGGUGGAGAACAUGCAGAGACCGAGCGCUCAUAGCGCAUCUUUGCCCAUUCGACAAGUUAUCUAUGGACUGCUCCUGAGCGUACGUCAAAAUAACGAAGCUGCUUCUCCAAGUAAGCAGACGCACGAGCUGCCCCUUGUAUGUGAAUUUGACAGAUGCCAAAAGACAAUUAAAAAAACAUUUGUUCAAGCAGCAAGCCUACCCACAGAUUUUUGUGAUGAUCGUUUUCCUUUGGACAAGUUAAUGGAGAUGUCCACAUCAUGCCGUCAGAUGGUUUUGCUAGAGACUCUAGGAGUGAAAAUGAGUUUCCUAGAAUCUAUCCCAACUCACUUACAACUCCCUGUUGCUGUAACAUGUUACUGGAUACGUUGUUCAGAACCAAAAGUUAAGUUGCAUCAAUUAAAGGCUUUACUUCUAAUGAUAGUAUCUGGAGAACUGCACAGGAUAAACGAUGAUCCAGUCUCACGUGCUGAAGAUGACAGUAUUGCAUAUAACGAAUUUCUAAAAUGGAAGGAAAAGAAAUUGCAAAAUAACGACUUUGAUUUAGAUGCUGCACACAGUUUUUGCCAGUGGCAGUGCUGUCUUCAGAUGGGAUUGUAUCUCAACCAGCUACUUUGCACUCCUCUCUCUGAGCCAGACCUAAGUAGGCUUUACACUGGGACCCUUGUGCACAGACUGUAUCAAGAGCUUAAAUCAACACCUUCAGUGGAAAAUCUGUUUAUUUUAUCUCCAAAAAUGACUCAGCUUUAUCUGCUUUUGUUAAAUGCAGUGGAGUCAACUGUAUCUCCAGAAUUCUUUCAGAAGACAACCAAGGCUAGAUCAGACUCCUGUAAGAAGAAGAAAGCAUCUAAUAAGAAAAGAACAGCCACCAAGUGUGCAACACCAGAAAAUCUGCGUUUUUGCAGUGUUAAUAGGUUUGCAUCAUUGGAAGUGGAUGACUGAAAGCAUUAUUCCUGGAAUAAAUUCUAAUGCCAUGCUGAUGAAAGAAAUUACAUUAAAAUAUGUGACCAUA
This is a messenger RNA of Chiroxiphia lanceolata (lance-tailed manakin), 2171 nucleotides long. It is a transcript of the gene ASTE1, whose product is annotated as asteroid homolog 1. The coding region runs from base 95 to 2101 and encodes 668 amino acids. The record is from RefSeq and is a predicted model, not a curated record. Lineage: Eukaryota; Metazoa; Chordata; Aves; Passeriformes; Pipridae. The transcript is spliced from 4 exons.